AAACGCUCCUAUUAGGGUUUUAGCAUGGCGUGCCAUAGGGUUUCGUCGUUCGUCGCCCUGGGAGGCGCAUUGGGGGGCCGCCAUGGAGUUCCAUCGCAGGAUCACAUCUUCUUCCCUUGCUCCACCGCUCAAUCCAGGCCCCGGAGCUUCGCCGGCUCCAAGAAUCCCCGAAAAUCUCCCUGCUGCUUCGCUCAGGCGGCGCAGCUCGAGGCCCUGGGCAUCACCGAGACGGGGAAGUUCUCCAUGAGCGACGACGAUCUCUCCUCGCGGGGAUUCCAGCUCCACAGGUCGCUCGACAACAUCAACCUCGACGAUCUCAACGCGCUCUUCGUCAAGGUGGGCUUCCCUCGUCGCCAAAACGAGAAGCUUUUACGUGCUUUGGAACACACAGGGACCAUGCUGUGGGUCACAAAGGCUGGCAGCGUCAUAGCUUUCGCCAGGGCCACGGGCGACGACGUCUUUAACGCGAUCAUCUGGGACGUGGUGGUGGAUCCAGCGUUCCAAGGGAUUGGUCUGGGAAAAGCAGUGAUGGAGAGGCUCAUGGCCGACUUGACAAGGAAGGGAAUCACCAACAUCGUUCUCUAUGCCGAGCCCAACGUUUUGGGAUUCUACAAGCCGCUGGGAUUCGUCGUGGACCCGGAUGGGAUUCGUGCGAUGUCCCUGAGUCGCAGACGAAGAGCAUAGGUCACCGUGCUCGAGAACUUGGCAUUACUGGGCUUGCAAACUUAUGGUACGUGUUCAAGGAUUGCAAAGCUGUCAUUCUUGAGUUUUUCUUGCUCGGGACGUGAUGUUGUAGUAAAAGGUCUGAGGACAGGUUUAUCCUAGAGUGUCUAGGAAGUGGCCAAGUUGGAUGGAGGACAGCUUUUGGAAAUGCUCGAGUUUAGUAUUUCACUAUUGCAAGUCCUCCACAGUUUUAUCUUGUUUAAUUGCAGAAGGUUGAGAAAAA
Selaginella moellendorffii is the source of this 946-nucleotide messenger RNA. Its product is annotated as serotonin N-acetyltransferase 2, chloroplastic. The record is from RefSeq and is a predicted model, not a curated record. NCBI's taxonomy places the organism in Eukaryota, Viridiplantae, Streptophyta, Lycopodiopsida, Selaginellales, Selaginellaceae. Bases 25 to 684 code for a protein of 219 amino acids. The transcript is spliced from 3 exons. Gene Ontology annotation, molecular function: N-acetyltransferase activity. Gene Ontology annotation, cellular component: cytoplasm.